UAUUGUGAAUAUUUUUGAAUAGAUAACUCAAAUUGUCCUCAGUUGCGCAAUACUUUUGUAAAUAAGAAGACGAGUUAGUACGUUGUCUGUUUAACAGACCAGCACCUAUCAAUAAGUUCUUGAUUUUGGAAAAUGUGGCACUUUAAUUUAUUAAAAAGAGUACGGCUUGAUAAAUCAAUAAAAUCUGUGUAUGGAUGUCAUGUUAAAUAUUCAACAAGAUAUUAUAAAAUAGAUGAUAAUGUCAUCGGAUUAAAUGAAUCGCAGAAAGAGCUUCGCAAUUUGGUUUUUAAUUUUGCUCAAAAAGAAUUGGCUCCAAAAGCUGCAGAAAUCGACAAAGAAAAUAAUUUUACCGAACUCAGAACAUUUUGGAAAAAACUAGGCAAUUUGGGUCUAUUAGGAAUAACAGCUGAUGCAAAUUAUGGGGGAACUGGUGGUUCGUAUCUCGAUCACGUAAUAGUUAUGGAAGAAAUAAGUAGAGCAUGUGCAGCUAUUGGGCUUAGUUAUGGUGCGCAUUCGAAUUUGUGUAUUAAUCAAAUUAAUCGAAAUGGUACAAACGAACAGAAGCAGAAAUAUUUGCCAAAGUUGUGUAGUGGAGAACACAUUGGUGCUUUGGCUAUGUCAGAACCAGGAUCUGGAUCAGACGUCGUAUCAAUGAAAUUAAAAGCCGAAAGAAAAGGCGAUUGCUUUGUUUUAAACGGUAAUAAAUUCUGGAUCACCAAUGGCCCAGAUGCUGAUGUUCUUAUAGUUUACGCUAAAACUAAUCCAAACGCUUUGAAACCACAACAUGGAGUCACAGCUUUUAUAGUAGAACGAGGAAUGGAAGGUUUCAGUGCAGCUCCAAAAUUAAAUAAAUUUGGUAUGCGAGGAUCGAACACAUCGGAAUUAAUUUUCGAGGAUUGUAAAGUUCCUGUGGAAAAUGUACUAGGUGAAUUAAACAAAGGAAUAUAUGUACUUUUCAGUGGUUUGGAUUUGGAACGUUUAAUCUUAGCAGGUGGUCCUGUAGGUUUACUUCAAGCUUGUUGCGAUGUAUCAUUCGAAUAUGCGCACACUAGGAAACAAUUUGGAAAAUAUAUAUCUGAAUUUCAAUUGAUACAGAAAAAAAUCGCGGAUAUGUACACAACCCUAAACGCAAGUAGAAGUUAUUUGUAUUCUGUUGCAAGGUCUUGCGAUACAGGCCACAUAAAUCGCAAGGAUUGCGCUGCAGUGAUACUUUACUGCGCUGAGAAUGCAACGAAGGCUGCUCUAGAUGCUAUACAAAUACUUGGUGGAAACGGAUAUAUCAAUGAUUACCCUACUGGAAGAUAUUUAAGAGAUGCCAAACUUUAUGAAAUUGGUGCAGGUACCAGUGAAAUACGUAGAAUGGUUAUAAGUAAAGCAAUUACCGAAGAAUAUUUACAAUAAUACGAGAGAGUUUGAGAGAAAAUUUGUAGAAUCUUUUACAAAAUAGUUGUAACAAUUUCCAAAGAGGAAAAUAGCAAAAAUUAAUUAGAAGAAUAUCAAAAUUGUGUAAAAUAACAUUCAGGGUUUACGUGGUUAUUUUGACUUUAGCCACAAUUAAUAACGUUUUAUUAAAUUUGUCUACUAUACCAA
Molecule: messenger RNA, 1590 nt
Organism: Polistes dominula (European paper wasp)
Lineage: Eukaryota; Metazoa; Arthropoda; Insecta; Hymenoptera; Vespidae
Product: isovaleryl-CoA dehydrogenase, mitochondrial
Biological process (GO): L-leucine catabolic process
Cellular component (GO): mitochondrion
Molecular function (GO): 3-methylbutanoyl-CoA dehydrogenase activity; flavin adenine dinucleotide binding
Source: RefSeq, a predicted model, not a curated record